AUGCCAUACGUUUUGGUGCGUGGGAAUUUGGCGUCCUACAGUCACAAAUACCCAUGGAGAGUCUUGGUUUCCGGACUCAAAGCGGCGGAUAUCGAACAAUUGAAUAGAUUUCCUUGUGGUGGCUAUAGUGACGAGUCGACUAUUGUGUACUUGCAGCAUCCCUGUGUAAUUUUAACAGCUCUUGAGGUCUUAGGCUAUAGAGUUGUGGCGUCAUCUUCGACGGCCGUAAAACAAGACUAUAACGAGUAUAUGUGGACUAUGCGAAAGGAAUUCUCAGAGCCAGAACCCUUUACGGAUACCACUGUGGGUGAGAGGGACAAUAUUGCCAAUUUUGGCCGAGAAUCCCUUUCUGGUGUGCACAAAGUGGAUGUGCCUGAAUAAAUUUGCAUUGAUAAUCU
Molecule: messenger RNA, 398 nt
Organism: Phlebotomus papatasi
Lineage: Eukaryota; Metazoa; Arthropoda; Insecta; Diptera; Psychodidae
Exons: 3
Coding region: 1-381 (126 amino acids)
Biological process (GO): negative regulation of biosynthetic process
Source: RefSeq, a predicted model, not a curated record